GUUCGAGGCGUUCGCGAGUGAACCGGACGAGGAGGAGGACGACGAGGAGAUGCUGCCGCCGCACGAGAUGGUGGCGCGCUCGCGGGCGCGGGAGUCGCCCAUGACGACCUUCUCGGUGCUGGAGGGCGCCGGGCGCACGCUCAAGGGGAGGGACCUCCGCCAGGUACGCAAUGCAGUGUGGCGGAAGACCGGCCUGCUCGAUUGAUCCAUUGCGUUUGCAUUUGGCAGCUGCCUUCGGCCACAGCGAUUGAGUUCGUGUGCUUGAAUUAUUUUGUACAUUACGCGUGAUCAGGUGUUAAUUUUAGCUACACCUGUAAAAUAUGUGUUGUAUCACUCACCAGUGCGGCAUUGCUCUUAUUUAUGAACUCUCUAUUUGAGCUGUCAGGAGACAUUUGAACUAUUUGGUAUGGAUCAAGAUAAUUGUGUUCGUAUGGA
Molecule: messenger RNA, 435 nt
Organism: Triticum urartu
Lineage: Eukaryota; Viridiplantae; Streptophyta; Magnoliopsida; Poales; Poaceae
Source: RefSeq, a predicted model, not a curated record